GAUGUAUUUUGUUUUGGGGCGUGUCGUUAGAGGGGGAAAGACCUGUCAGUGCUGAGCUUUUUGAGCGGUCACGGUAGCUGGCGAAGCUGUAGAUUGGCAAUAGUUUUUGCAUUUGCAAUAUGAAGAAUGGAAGAAGACGAUGUUAGUAUCAGGGAACAGAAUUUUCACAGCCAAGUUAGAGAAUACAUCAUUUGUUUCCUAAUAUUUGCAGUGCUCUACAUAGUGUCCUACUGCAUCAUAACCAGAUACAAAAGGAAAACAGAUGACCAGGAGGACGAAGAUGCUGUCGUCAACAGGAUAUCACUCUACCUGUGCACGUUCACCCUGGCCGUGUCGGGGGGGGCGGUCUUCCUCCUGCCCUUCUCUAUCAUUAGUAACGAGAUCCUGCUGUCCUUCCCCAAAAACUACUACAUUCAGUGGCUCAAUGGCUCGCUCAUUCAUGGCCUGUGGAACCUGGUGUCUCUGUCUUCCAAUCUCUGCCUCUUCGUCCUGAUGCCCUUCGCUUACUUCUUCCUGGAGUCGGAAGGGUUUGCUGGCUCCAAAAAGGGUAUCAGGGCGAGGGUUCUGGAGACCUUCGUGAUGCUGUUCCUGCUGGGCCUUCUCAUCCUGGGGAUCGUCUGGGUGGCGUCUGCCCUCAUCGACAACGACGCGGCCAGCAUGGAGUCGCUCUACGAUCUCUGGGAGUUCUACCUACCUUAUCUCUACUCCUGUAUUUCCUUAAUGGGAGGCCUUCUUUUGCUCAUGUGCACACCUGUGGGUCUCUCCAGGAUGUUCACGGUCAUGGGCCAGUUACUGGUCAAACCCACGAUACUGGAGGACCUGGAUGAGCAGAUUUACUGCAUCCAUUUCCAGGAGCAGGCCCUUCUGAGGAGAUUAAAUGGCAGCCCAUCAUCCUCCGCCGUCCCAGGAGGCUCGCUCCACCACCGCAGCAAAGAACUGGACAGUGUACGGAGCCAGAGGAUCAAACUGGAGAGAAGAAAGAAAGCCUCUGCAUGGGAGAAGAACCUGCUGUACCCCAUAGUCAUGUUAAUCCUGCUGACGGGGACGACUCUCUCAGUUUUGCUGGUGGCGUUGAACAUCCUGUACCUGCUGGUGGACGAGACAGCCAUGCCCAAAGGAUCCAAGGACCAAGGGAUUGGGAACACUUCGCUGUCGACCUUUGGCGUGGUCCAAGCCCUGGUGGAGAUCAUCCUCAUGUUCUACCUGAUGGUCUCCUCGGUGGUGGGCUUCUACAGCCUCAGGGUCUUCCAGAGCCUCACACCCAGGAAGGACGACACCACCAUGACCACGAUCAUCGGUUGCUGUGUAUCCAUCCUGGUGCUGAGCUCAGCCCUCCCUGUCAUGUCCAGAACCCUGGGUAUCACCAGGUUUGACCUCCUUGGAGAUUUCGGGAGAUUUAAUUGGCUGGGAAACUUCUACAUCGUCCUAUCAUACAACCUGUUGUUUGCUGUCGUGACGACGCUCUGCCUGAUCCGGAAAUUCACCUCAGCGGUCCGUGAAGAGCUCCUCAAAGCACUAGGUCUGGAUAAAUUGCAGCUCUCAAACAGCCCCACAGACCCGGAGUCAGGGAAGAUCGCAGUCAACGGCCAUCAGAAAACUCUGUGAGAGGAGAAGACACACACACAACCACAUACACACAACCACACAGACACACAUACACACACCUCAGCACAGCCUAAGGGAGAUUCUGACAGAAUGCCUGCAUUACAGAAGGAGGAAAAAAAGCAAAAGGGAUUUAGAAGUCUCUGGUAGAGAAUUGGUACACACGACAGACGGACUGACGGACGCGUCAAAAUGGGGGCCGAGAGCAAUCUUAAGCUUCAUGACAUUCCAUCCAACUUUCUCCUGGGAGGAAGUAAGAGGGCGGAACGGGAAGUAAGGCCUGAAGUCUCAAGACUGAAACACACUGGCAUUACAACAGUGACCUUGACAAUGACCUCAACAGUGACUGUGACCCUCAUAGGCCACUGAGCUGGUGGUGGUGAUGGUGGGGGGGGUUCCAGUACCUUCUCUAUUCUGACACCCCCCACCGUUGCACUAGACCAGAGAGGAGUCCUGAGCCCUCUCUGUCUUGUAAACCUCAAAACAAUGGGCUAAAUAGAUGCCUUUUGAUUCAUCCAUGGUUUACACAGUUCAUAGUACGCCAUGUUUCACAGUCUGGUUUUUUCCAAUAUGUUCCUUCUCCAUCAUCUCACAGUUACUGAGCCCCUCAGCAAUGUCGAGUAAAAAGAAUUAAACAAAUAAAAAUAAGAACAUUUAUAGUACAUUACUUUACCAUGAUUUGUUUCUAAUGUUAUUUAUAUGGUCUGUAUUAUUGGUAUACUGUCCUCAAAUUGACUACUAUUCAAACCGUGGUAAAGCUAGAUGGUUCCCUUUUUGAUAAGGAGACUUGUUGAUUUCUUAGCAAAUGUGAACACACCAUUUUCUAUUGAGGCUCAGCAGUUGAAUUUAUUGUAUUCUCAUUCAUCCCAGCCAGUAAACACAGCAUGUAAUUGUAUGCACAGUCCAGGACGGUGUUAUUGUUUCUCCAUUUUGUAGAUGUGUGUCUGUUUCUGGUAUCAGUGUGUCCACAUAUUCACACAGUGAAGGUUAGUGUCCCAUGUGUGUGCAGAGACAGCACUAUGUUGGGUCUUAUUUCACUUCUCUUGGCUUUAAUUUCAUUGGGUUUUAGAACAGACAACAGGUAUCACUAGAUGCAGUAAAGUAAAACUAUUUUAGGCAAAACUAGAGAAAACAGGUGUCCAUCUUGAUUCCAAAGACUGAAUUUCAUGCUACAAUCCUGUGGUUGGAUUAGUUUAAAAUCGAAUGCACACAUGUAAAAACUAAAAUGUCUUAUUCUCCAAAUAAUUGUGUGAAAGUUUCUCAGAUUAAUGGGGCACAACACUUGUCUUUUUUUGUGUCAUAUUGUAAAUUGUAUAUAGUGUAUUAUGUUUCUUUUGUUACUUUUUAGUUUUUGUCAUUUGAAUGUAAAUAGUUGGCUGCCAUUUAGUCCCACAAGGUGUUGUUGGUUGUUAAUGUCUACAGAAUCUCUUGAACUGUGAUGUUGUUAGUCACUAGAACCACCUUUGAUGCCUUAACAGUAGGAGCUUACAGGCUUUAUAUUCGUGUUUGUGUAUGGAUGUGUGUUUGCGUGUGUGUCUGCGUGUGUGUGUGUGCGUGUUAUCACUUGUUUUGUAAUUUCAAGAAUUCACUGUGAACCCUUUUCUCUGGAUUUCAAGAAGUUAACUGUCCAGGUAUAACUUUGUUUGCAGUGAAUGUAGUCAAUAGCCCAUGCUCUUAUCCACAGUGGGGUCUUCCAAGGGGGUUGUCCAUUCUUGCAGGGGUCUUCCAGAAGCCAGGAUAAACUGUCACCAGAUCACUUCAAUGUAGGAGAACUAAACAUUUUAAUAUUUUAAAAUGUUCAGUCUAUAAAAGUACAGAUCUGGGAGAAAAGAGAUGAUUAAAAGUAGACAAUUGAUGUUAACUCAUAUUGAAGUUGACCAGUUGAUGGUUAUAUUCUUGAAAGUGCAGAUCAGAUCUGGUUGGUAAAAGUUAUUUUAGUAGGUCUUGAACACCUGAACAGACAUUAGCCUACAUGAUGUGAAGACAAAUGGAGAAUGCUUCUGAGAACCAAUGAGAUGAGGGCAACAGGAAUGUACUGGGAUGUACAGUUCGAUGGUGACUUGUAGUAGGAUGUGUUUUAAUGGGAACGUCAUCGUAACCAUAAAGCAUAGAAGAGGAAGGAAACAAGGUGUAUUUAAUAUGCAUUUCAAACAUUUCUUGGGUGUUUUGCACAGGGAAUGUUUUUACAUUGACUUUUGUCUUUUGAUUGAUUUUUAUGAUAAAAGGAAGCCAUUGGCCACUUGAUGCCCUGUGGAACAGAACAUGGGUGGCUUACUUCAAGGCAGUGCUAACUCUCAAUCGCAAAGCUUUAGUUGUAUUUUAUUAAGGUUCCUUUUUCUGCCCUCCAGUGAGCUCCAAAUUUUUGUUUUGUUGCUGCUUAGUUUGGGUCAGUGGAACUUCUGAUUUUGAAUUGAUGCGAUAACAACACCAAAAACACAAGGUCAGGUAGAGAGGUUCAUGGUGGUUACCUCAGGAUUCAGAAGGGGAAGUCACAACUCUAAAGUUUACAACCAUAUGAGUUGGGCUCUUUGGAAACAGUGGGUGGAACAGAAAUGGUGGGGUGCCGCUUAAAACAGACCUGUGGACAUGAACAGUCAGUCUGGUUUAUGCUGUGCUAAGUCUAGUCCUGUGGAACUGCCUCACUACUAUCAGGCAUCCAAUGGCUUUGGGGAAGCCAAUACUCAUUGAUACUGUGAAAUAAAUCUGUGUGGGGCGGGAAGAAACGACCAAAACACAUCCAUUCCUUUUUAUUGUCUGCUUUGUGCUUCCUCAAUCACUUUAAAACUUGCCCUAAUUCUAAGUAUCCCUAUGGAAACAAUAACGACAUUGUACUCUGUCGUCCUCAAAAUGUUAUUCAAAAUUGUUAUGCAACUCGUGUAAUUUAUUUCAUAGGGAAAGCACACAAGCAGUCACAAUUUUUACAAUCUCUAUGCCAUGCAUAGUUUUUUUAGGUGAAGACAGAAAAGGCCUGCUUCUAUCAAUCUGGUUGCCUUCACAGUAUUUCACACACAGCAAGGAAUUGUAUGGUUGAGAAUUUGAUAUUUUGUCUUUUCAUGUCCAUUUUGUCUAUCCAAUUUUUGCGUUACUGCAUGUAAUCUUGUGCUAAAUGUACGUGAAUGUUUUUUUUUUAUAUACCAUGUUCAAUUUCAAACUUUUUUGUUGUUUGUUGGUUUGUUUGCAA
Hypomesus transpacificus is the source of this 4783-nucleotide messenger RNA. It is a transcript of the gene lmbr1, whose product is annotated as limb development membrane protein 1. The transcript is spliced from 17 exons. Bases 127 to 1605 code for a protein of 492 amino acids. Gene Ontology annotation, biological process: signal transduction. Lineage: Eukaryota; Metazoa; Chordata; Actinopteri; Osmeriformes; Osmeridae. The record is from RefSeq and is a predicted model, not a curated record. Gene Ontology annotation, molecular function: transmembrane signaling receptor activity.